AGCACAAAGAGUCCUUGUUUGUUUUCUGUUAUUUUCUGCCGUGUACAUACACACUCCCACGCUUCCCCGCACUUGUUCUACGGUUGUUCACUGCCGUCUGCGCAACAGUCCUGCUAUCGACGCCAUGUCGCACCGGUACGACUCCCGCACCACGACCUUCUCGCCGGAGGGGCGCCUCUACCAAGUCGAGUACGCCGCGGAGGCCAUCCAGCAAGCCGGCACGGUGAUCGGCGUGUGCACCAAAGACGGCGUCGUCCUCGCCGGGGAGAAGAUGGCUCCCCAUCCCCUCUUCGACAGUGAAAACAUGCAAGACAAGAAUACCGGCGGCGAGAAGGUGUACAAGAUCGCGGAGCACAUCGGCUGCAGCGUGGCCGGCGUCACGUCGGACGCCUACGCGCUGAUGAACUACGCCCGUCUGACGGCGCAGCGACACCAGUACGCGUUUCGCGAGCCGAUGGCCACCGAGGAUCUCUGCCGCACCCUCUGCGAUGAGAAGCAGAUGUACACCCAGUACGGCGGCGUGCGUCCGUACGGCGUGUCGUUCCUGCUGGCGGGCUGGGACCGCUACUACGGCUACCAGCUCUACUCGACGGAGCCGAGUGGGGACUACAGUGCAUGGAGCGCACACGCCAUCGGUCAGAAUGAGCAGAUUGCGCAGUCCACCUUGAAGAAGGACUGGAACGAGUCGAUGACGCUGGAGGACGGGAUGUUGCUGGCCCUGCGUGUGCUGAGCAAGACGAUGGACACGGCGAAGAUCGACCUGGAUCGAGUGGAGAUGGCCGUCCUGCACAAGGUGCCAGCGCCCAUCGAGAGCAAGCUGCUGGACCCGCACAGUCACCAUCCGAAGACGGUGCCGGAGUUCCACAUUCUCGCGCGCAGCGAGCUGAAGCCGCACGCCGAGCGCGCCGACCAGGCUCGUGAGGCCGAGGAACAGGCCGAGGCGGAGCGCGAGCGCCAGCAGGAGCAGAGGCUGACGUCGUAA
Molecule: messenger RNA, 982 nt
Organism: Leptomonas pyrrhocoris
Lineage: Eukaryota; Euglenozoa; Kinetoplastea; Trypanosomatida; Trypanosomatidae
Product: putative mitochondrial proteasome alpha 3 subunit
Exons: 1
Coding region: 125-982 (285 amino acids)
Biological process (GO): ubiquitin-dependent protein catabolic process
Cellular component (GO): proteasome core complex; nucleus; proteasome core complex, alpha-subunit complex
Source: RefSeq, a predicted model, not a curated record